Malania oleifera is the source of this 1089-nucleotide messenger RNA. RefSeq lists its product as uncharacterized. Bases 316 to 723 code for a protein of 135 amino acids. The record is from RefSeq and is a predicted model, not a curated record. The transcript has a single exon. Lineage: Eukaryota; Viridiplantae; Streptophyta; Magnoliopsida; Santalales; Ximeniaceae.
GCCUAGCCGCACCGCUUUGGCCCUCGCUGAGGGGGAUGAGGUGACCAAACCAAACCAAACCAAACCAGACCAGACCAGACCAGACCAAACAAGACCUGUCAGACUUGGCAAAAUUAGCCCUCCGAGAUUCCUCCUCAUCCUCCCGUCCUCUCCCUCUCUUUCACCAGGUUUAGUUUAGGGUUUCUUCUUCCGUGAAAUUCCUUUCUUCCCCCCCAAGGUCACAGCUUUUUUUCUCAUCAGCGUCGGUGGGGUGAGGGAAGAAAAGGGGAAGGCGAGCUCUCUAAGGCUCGCCUCUCACCCACCGAUUCCAGUACCAUGAUCGCAUUCUCGGCUUCAUCCUCCCCUUUUUUUGUCGCCGGUUUGUUUCUCCUGCUCAUCGCCUUCGCCUUAUCCUCUCCCGCCGUCCGUUCCGAAUAUGACUCCUCUGUAAUUCGAUUACCCACCGGUACCCACGCCAGCGAUGCAAAGCCCUGCCCCGGAUCGGCAGCGCCGGCCUCCUGCCCCGUCAAGUGCUUCCGCCCUGACCCCGUUUGCGGCGUUGACGGCGUUACCUACUGGUGCGGCUGCGCCGAUGCUCUCUGCUCCGGUAUUAAAGUCGCUAAAUUGGGGUUCUGCGAGGUAGGGAAUGGGGGCAGCGGACCCCUUUCCGGUCAGGCCCUGCUUUUGCUCCACAUUGUUUGGCUUAUCUUGCUCGGCUUCUUGGUCUUGUUCGGGUUUUUCUAAUUCUAUUCGCCGGCUCUAGUGCGCGACUUCUUUUUUUUUUUUCUUAUCUGAUUCAGAAGCUGUAUCCGUCGGUGGGUUUCAAUUCCUUUACGCUGUAUUUGAUUGAUUGAUUAAUUGGAUGUUUGGCCCCCUUUCUUCUUGGGAAAGAAAAAAAUGGUCGGGGGACAGGCGAUCUGUGCAUUCAUUCUUUAUGUAUAAUGUAUGUGCAAGAUUUACGGCUAUUCUUUCUUUCUGUCUUUUUUUUUUUUCUUUUCGUGCGUGUAAACAUUAAAGAAAAACCAUUCAGAUUAUUUUGUGGAUAAAUUUGUUCAAUGGGCAUCUCAUGUAUACAUGUUUCAGUAUUAAUUUAUUAAAUUUGAUUGCCAA